UGAGCACGACAUAGACACAGUGCCCAGUGACUCUGUUUUUUAACCUCACGAUGAAUAAUAGUCAGGAAGUGCAGAGGGCUUUGACUUUAAUUCGUUCUGUUCCUCUUACUCCCCCUGAGCAUAAGCUGCUUUCAUGCUUCGUGAGAGACGCUGUCGACCCCAAAGCUGCAGCCCUGUAUGUCCUUCAGCAAGCUUCACAAGGAGACACAAAGGACAUUGAAUUUGAGUUACGUCACAUAUUAACAGAGUGGAAGCAGUUAGUAAAACGAUUCACAUUGCCCACGAAGAUAUCCACAAAUACAAAAUUAUUGGUUUCUAUACGCGAUGAUAAUUGUUGUUGUAUUACAAAACAGUCAAGAGAGUGGUGGGAUGUGCUUGGUUGGACUCGGACAGGGCCCAUUCGUCUUGUUCCAGACGAAGUUAUUGCCGGCUUAGACGACGCUGCCCACGCUUCAUUGCGGGAGCUACUCGCUGCCUUUCUUACCGAGGGUCACCUUCGACGCUUGAUAAGGUCCUUGGACUUGCCAUCAGACGAUAUUAAUCAGCUCAAGAACACUUUGACACUACAAGAAAGUGUCGCAACUCUAUUUAUAAAUGGGCAAAUUAAAGUUGAACCAGAGCGUGUUGCUGACGAAUCAGCUGAUGACAGCAUGGAGACGAAAGGCCUGUAUGAACUGACGAUGGUAAUGCCCCGCCCUUUCCCUGUACUGAAGAGCAAGAAAGGGCGGCGUCUGUAUGCUAACGACAACCUCAUUAUCUCGACCACCGACGCCAAAACCAUGCCUCUCCCAGACUCUUUUCUUCUUGCUCUACGUGCCCGCUUUUGCAACUCCCUACGAUGUCUUCAAAUAGAAGAUGAGAUGCAGCUCGGAUGGCCUGAAAAUACACUUCGGCACAAGUUUCAAAGAAUUUGUCGCAGGAUGAUUGAACCGGCCGUUCCUCUCCUCAGGCACUCAUGGCUUUAUCUUCCCCGGUCAUUUCGAAUCCUCACUUAUCGAUUGCUCUUGAAUGUGGGCGUCAGAAUCUAUGGGAAACAGCUUGCUUGGGUCCAGCGUGUUCCUUUUGGCUUAUAUAUCAAGCAUGGCCGCGGCAAUAUUGUUUCUAAAGGAGAAGCGCCCGCAUUAAGACUCAUCGAGCAGUAUGCAGAUAUCCCGGCGCCGAAGGUUAUAGAUGUUCUUACUGUUGAGAACUACACAUAUCUUGUAAUGACACGCCUGCCAGGCGUGCCUCUCCUGGAAGGGCUACCUCGAAUGUCGUACCCAGAAAGGACACAGCUGGCUCUCGAUCUCCGGAAUUGCUUCUCUCAGUUUCGACGGAUCCCGAACCCGAACUCCACGGCGAUCUGCAAUGCGAACGGGGGGCCCGUGUUCGACUAUCGGCUUCCAGUGAGUUCAAAAACAGCGGGCCCAUUCCAAUCUGAGGAGGAGUUCAAUAGAUUUCUUAUCACGCAGCCGCGGCUAAAGUCUGCGAUACAUGACCGCUCCCAUAAAAUAUAUUUCUCGCAUGCGGACCUGAGUCCUACCAACAUUCUCGUAAGUGCUGGGAAAUUGUCAGGCUUGGUUGACUUUGCUUGUGCUGGCUUUUAUCCAGAGUAUUGGGAGUAUACCAAAGGGGUUAAUGGACACUUCGGUCCGGACACUUCAUUUAUUGACCUCUUGUUCGAAACGUUCGAGGGUUCAUACGAGGAAGAGUUAAAAGCAGAGCAGAAGCUCUGGGAGUUUGUAACCCCUUGGUAAUAGGCUAAUAUCGAAGCGCUUGCUGAUGCACGGAGAAUAAUAAAUGGCUUCCACUUAAUCCUGUCGUUCGAGGAAUGGCGGCUCUUGUGAGGCUCACACUUCAUAAGCAGAUAGAUAGACACUGCUACAGGUGGUUGCAGGCGUUUAUGCUGCCAGUUUUCUGUACAUGGUUUAAUUGCUAAUGAUAGUAGUACCGCGUUGGACAUGCUUGUAGCGAUAAAAUUGAUUCGACCU
Molecule: messenger RNA, 1970 nt
Organism: Amorphotheca resinae ATCC 22711
Lineage: Eukaryota; Fungi; Ascomycota; Leotiomycetes; Helotiales; Amorphothecaceae
Exons: 4
Coding region: 51-1736 (561 amino acids)
Source: RefSeq, a predicted model, not a curated record